AUGCAAGGUGAUGAUGUGAAUCAAACCCAUCACCGGGAUGAUGAUCAUCAGAUGGACACUAAUAAUACUCCAAUUCCAACACAAAAAGACGAAGAUGAUCACAAUGAAAGUUUAAGAAGUGAAAAUAGUAAUAAUGAACAAGUGAUUGGUAAUGAAGAACAAAUUUAUUAUCAUCAUCAUCAUGACGAGGAGGAAGAAACAUCCUACCAACAACAACAGCAACAACAACAGGAUUCAAGCGAGGGAGUUAGAAAAGGCUUAUUUGGAAGACGUGCUUGGGACGAUCAAGUUUAUCAGCAACGUGCAGCAGAACGAUUAGUCCGAGAAAAAAGUGGAGUUGAUACCGAUGAUAAAAGAAAAGUUGUACAAACUCGUUCCGAGUCUCUUCAAAGAAAGCCUCUUCAAGCUCGUGAAUCAAGAUUGUUACACUUAUCGGAUGACAAACUUAUUGGAAAGAAGGGAGUCAUUGAUGUAACUCCAGAGGGAAAACAAAUCAUGCCAAACUCAAAAACAGUCAUUAAAAAGAAGAAUGCUAAAGAAGAAAUGAUGCAAAAAGUAGAUCCGAAUCAGCUGGCUGGAUUUUAUUGCAAUGUUUGUGAUCGGAGCUUUAAAGAUUCUGCAAGCUUUGUGGACCAUUGUAAUUCCAAAUCUCACUUGUCCAGAUUAGGAAUGACUAAUAGAGCUGUCAAAGCAUCCGCAGAUGAAGUGAAAAGAAAACUACAAGAAACUAUUGAUGCUAAAAAGGAUGAAAAAGGAAGAGCUCCUAGUUCAGUGUCGUCACUCACAGCUCUCGCUUUGAGCCGAAUUAAAAAGAAUACUGAGGCAAAACAAAAGUAG
Naegleria fowleri is the source of this 837-nucleotide messenger RNA. RefSeq lists its product as uncharacterized. Gene Ontology annotation, biological process: mRNA splicing, via spliceosome. The record is from RefSeq and is a predicted model, not a curated record. The transcript has a single exon. NCBI's taxonomy places the organism in Eukaryota, Heterolobosea, Eutetramitea, Acrasida, Naegleriidae. Gene Ontology annotation, molecular function: zinc ion binding; nucleic acid binding. Bases 1 to 837 code for a protein of 278 amino acids. Gene Ontology annotation, cellular component: U4/U6 x U5 tri-snRNP complex; spliceosomal complex.